Molecule: messenger RNA, 1142 nt
Organism: Drosophila erecta
Lineage: Eukaryota; Metazoa; Arthropoda; Insecta; Diptera; Drosophilidae
Product: androgen-induced gene 1 protein
Exons: 2
Coding region: 128-955 (275 amino acids)
Cellular component (GO): endomembrane system; membrane
Source: RefSeq, a predicted model, not a curated record
AUGCCAACUAGCUGGCAUUGAAUUCAACGUGUGCAGCGCCCCAAUCAGCUGUUGGCCAGCUUUUAUUUGUUUUGUUUUGCUCAGCGUGCGGCGCCCUUUGCGACCCAAGAUCCCAAUAUUGGCUAAAAUGGGCAAGAGCAGGAAGCAGGUGCGCGAGUUCAAUGCCGCCAAGGAAGCUGUCGAAGCCACUAAAGUCCAGCUGGACACUUGCAACGAUGCCUACACGAGCGGCGCCUUUAAAUACCUGAGAUUCCUGGUCCAUCUCCUGGCGGCUGCCCAGUUCUCAUAUGGCAUAUACUUCCACUACUUCCGGGUGCACUGGCCCACGGAUUUGCUGGACGAGGACGAGCUGAAGGCGCGCUGGGGAGGCAAGUUCAAGUACCUCACCUUUUUGGACGUCAUUCUGCAGGCCAUCUACCACUCGCUGGCGCUGCUGAACGAUCUCUUCGGCGAUAACAAGGUCUCCGGGGCUUCAAAGUCCAUGCUGCGAUCGGCGAGGGACUACGUGUUCGCCGCCUUUGCCUUCCCAGUCGCACACAACGUCUGCCUCUCGUUUUGGGUCAUCUACGCCUGGGACCGUGAGCUCAUCUUUCCCUCAGCGCUGGAUGCUAUUUUCCCCAGCUGGUUGAAUCACGUGGUGCACACGAACGUGGCCCUUUUGGCCAUUAUGGACCUGUUUACCUGCUUCCGCCGCUAUCCGAGCCGAUUGGCCGGCAUCACAGGCAACGUCUCCUUCAUCUUGCUUUACAUCAUCUGGCUGCACAUUGUUCGAUACUUCAGUGGCGAGUGGGUGUAUCCUAUUCUGGAAGUGCUGCCCGUAUACUUGCGCUACGUGUUUUUGGCACUGCUGGUCGGGUUUAACCUGGUUUGCUAUCUGCUCGGGGAGUUCGCCAACAAGGUCGUCUGGGGUCCGGAGUUUAAGCUCCUAAAUCAGCAGAAAUUGAAGCAGGGCUAGGAUUCGAGGAUUUAAAAUCGUUUAUUAGUUACACAAAAGUAUGACAUAUUUUGUAAACUGAAGGCACUUUUUGAGGUACGAUUUGUGUGCCAAGAGGCUUAUUUAUAUCGUACUUAAAUGUAUAAUCUACAGUCUAAUAAUAAGUCCUGUACCCACGGCAAAGGAAAAUAAUGAAAAUAAAUUAUUA